This is a messenger RNA of Aedes albopictus (Asian tiger mosquito), 3895 nucleotides long. Its product is annotated as probable ATP-dependent RNA helicase kurz. The record is from RefSeq and is a predicted model, not a curated record. Gene Ontology annotation, molecular function: helicase activity; RNA binding; ATP binding. The coding region runs from base 199 to 3846 and encodes 1215 amino acids. The transcript has 5 exons. Gene Ontology annotation, cellular component: intracellular anatomical structure; nucleolus. NCBI's taxonomy places the organism in Eukaryota, Metazoa, Arthropoda, Insecta, Diptera, Culicidae. Gene Ontology annotation, biological process: maturation of SSU-rRNA from tricistronic rRNA transcript (SSU-rRNA, 5.8S rRNA, LSU-rRNA).
GUUGCUCUUGACAGCAAAGCAGAGUGGCACUCACGCUCACCCCGCCCGCACGUGCUACUGUUUGUAAACAAACGAUAGCGAUUAUCAAAAGGUGGUUCGAUUCUCGUGUGUGCGCAUAAUUUUGUGGGUUUUUGAUUGAAAAACUUGGAUUUUAUCUUAUUUGGUGCUAUCAAUCAAGUGGCACAGUUAAUUGCAGUUAUGGGAAAACGACGAUUUAACGAAAAAGGUCGCCAGCAGGUCGAAACAGUCAUAGAUGAUACCAGCACAAAACAGAUAAAAUUAGACUUCGAUGCCUCGGGAGAUGAUGGAUACGGUGGGCCGGACAACGCCAACAUGUUGGUUCUGCCGUCGAAAAAACGGCCGACCAAAAUCAAACAGGAUAAAGCCACUGUGACGAAGAUACUGUCCAAGAAGCAGCGAAAGCGAUUGGAGAAGAUUGUCGAUCAGAAACGCAAGAAGGAAAACCGUUCGUCGUUGAUCAGUGCACUAGCUGAAGUGCAAGCCUCGUCGGAAGAUUUGAAAAGCUACACAAAAUUGAGUGCCGUUCAGACGAAGGGGUUGAAACAGUUGUUCCGGGAGCAGAAGCAUGGUGUAGUCGUGGAGCAAUCCAAGGAAGUUGUGGAUUCAGAGAGUGGUAGUAAGAAGCUGAAGAGUUUAGUUGGAAUGCGGAAGCAGCGACUGGCGUUGUUACGAGCACAGAAAGGAAGUAAAGAUAGUGAUGAUGAGGGUAUGGAAGCUGAAAAAGAUUUGAACACUAUCGGGCUGGAGGAUGAGAGUUCAUCGUCCGAGGAAGAGUCUGAUUUAGAAGACGACGAAGAAGUUCCAAUGAAUGAGGAAGCACAGGAGUGCGACGAUGCAGAGGAAAGGGAAGUUUCUAUUGCUGAAUCUGUGCCGCCUCCAACUACCGAAACUCCGAUGAAGACUGAAACUUCAACAGAAUCGGUCCAAACCAAAGCGAAACUCAAGGAAACAAUCGUAGACCGGAAGCCGGCAACCUACGUUCACGUUGAACGUGAUCCAAAAAUACAAGCAGCGCGUUUGAAGCUUCCCAUCCUGGCCGAGGAGCAAAUCAUCAUGGAAACGAUUAGUGAAAACUCAAUUGUAAUCUUGGCCGGAGAGACUGGAAGUGGCAAAACUACCCAGGUGCCUCAGUUCCUGUACGAAGCAGGCUAUGCCAAUCCGGACCGGGGUCUAAUUGCUAUAACCGAACCUCGGCGUGUCGCUGCUAUCUCCAUGUCCAAGAGAGUGGCUACAGAAAUGAACCUUCCGACGGAUGUGGUUUCCUAUCUGAUUCGGUUCGAGGGCAAUGUAUCCGAUCGCACCAGGAUCAAAUUCGUAACGGAUGGCGUCCUACUUAAAGAGAUCGAAAAUGAUUUCCUCCUGUCGCAUUACUCGGUAAUAAUCCUUGACGAAGCGCACGAACGGAGCGUCUACACGGACAUUCUAGUCGGGCUACUCUCCCGGAUUGUGAUCCUCCGUGUCAAGAAAAACAAACCCCUGAAGCUGAUCAUCAUGUCCGCCACGAUGCGAGUAAAAGACUUCACCGAAAACCGCACACUCUUCGGCAAAAUCCCUCCGGUUAUCAACGUGGAAUCUCGUCAGUUUCCGGUAACCGUCCACUUUAGCAAAAAGACACCGGCGGACUACGUCCGGGAAGCCUACUUGAAAACGGUAAAAAUCCACACCAAACUGCCUGAGGGAGGAAUGCUCGUGUUCCUCACCGGCCAAAAAGAGGUCAACUAUGUGGUUCGGAAGCUACGUAAGGCGUUUCCUUUCAAAGGGGAAACCAAUCGGGCGGUGCCGAAGGUGAAAGACUCCGAUGAAUCGUCGCCCGUCGCCGGCGAAGCUUCCGAUGAUGACGAAGAACAGCUGAAACAGAUGGUCAAUCCGAAGAAGGCUGCCAAGUUGGAGAAGAAGAAAAAGAAGGUCAAACAGCAGCAAGCAGAAACGGUACGCGUAGACCUGCCGAAGAUAAAUCUGGACAACUACCAGCUCCCUUGGGAUGACGCCGAAGCGGAUCAACGAGAGGACGAUGAAGACGCUGAGCUCAAUGACAACAGCGACGGCGAACUGACCGACUUGGAAUCUGAUUUCGACGAGGACUUGAACACCUCGGAACUGAACAAAAGUCAACCAUUGUGGGUGCUGCCCCUGUACUCCAUACUAUCCUCAGAAAAGCAGCAAAAGGUUUUCGAGGAACCUCCAGAGGGAACGCGUCUCUGUGUCGUGGCAACAAACGUAGCUGAGACUUCCCUUACCAUUCCUGGGAUCAAGUACGUGGUGGACUGCGGAAGACAAAAGACCAAACUAUACGAUAAGGUGACCGGGGUGACGGCCUUUGUGGUAACGUACAUAAGCAAGGCGUCGGCCAACCAGCGAGCUGGCCGAGCUGGUAGAGUAGCUCCCGGUCACUGCUAUCGACUGUAUUCUAGUGCCGUGUUCAACGAUGAAUUCGUAGAAUUCUCACAGCCGGAGAUUCAGAAGAAACCAGUGGAUGAUUUGAUGCUACAGAUGAAGUGCAUGGGAAUCGAUAAGGUUGUCAAUUUCCCAUUCCCGUCUCCACCGGAUCGUACCCAAUUGGAAGUGGCUGAGAAGCGAUUGAUCAUGAUGGACGCUCUGCAGGAGAGUAUCGUGAAUAAUAAGAACAAGUCACAGACUCUUAGUCGGAUAACUAAGCUCGGCCGAACAAUUGCCGCGUUUCCUGUUGCACCACGGUUUGGUAAAAUGUUGGCUCUCAGUCAUCAGCAUGGUCUCCUUCCGUACGCGAUAUGUAUGGUGGCUGCCCUGUCGGUGCAGGAGAUAUUCCAGGAAGUGUCCUUAUCAGAGGAUUCGACCGAUCAUCAAAAGUGGCGAACGAAGAGGAAAGCCUGGGCUGGAACUGGACAUUCCCUUUUGCUCGGGGAUCCUAUGAUUCUGCUUAGGGCCGUUGGCGCAGCGGAGUUCGCCAACAGUAAAGGCCGACUUGCGGAGUACUGCGAAGAAAACGGCAUCCGAUUAAAGGCCGUCAAGGAAAUCCGCAAGCUACGGGUACAACUGACGAACGAAGUUAAUGCUAACCUCAAGGAUCUGAACCUUACAGUUGAUCCGGCCAUGCCACCUCCCAGUGACACCCAAGCGAAACUGCUGCGUCAGCUGAUUUUGAUCGGUAUGGCUGACCAAAUUGCUCACAAGAUCCCAGAGUCAGAAAUUAAGCUCAAGGCCGAUCGGAUCAAGUUCAAGCACGGCUACAAUCUGCCGAACAUGGAGGAUCCUGUAUUUAUGCAUUCGAGUUCGGUUCUGCGCAAACGGGAUCCAGAAUGGGUGUGCUAUCAAGAGGCGUACGAAACGGUGGAGGGCGACAAGGCCAAAAUGUUUAUCCGAGGCAUCACGGCCAUCGAACCAGAAUGGUUGGUUCAGCUGAUACCCAAGUACUGCAACAUCGUGAAGGUGUUAGAUGAACCGGAACCGACGUACCGAUUGACAGACGAUAGCAUCGUUUGUUGGGUACAGGCUACAAUUGGCAAAGCUGGCUGGGAACUUCCGCCGGCGGAGGUUGACAUGCCGAGGGAUACGUUGCGGUGUCAAUUUUUCACCAAGUUUCUUCUCGCCGGUGCCGUCUAUCCUAAGCUGAAGCAGUUUAGAAAAUCGCUCCUUUCAUCGCCGGAAUCAGUGCUGAAAUCGUUUUCCUCAUCGAUUCCCCGGAUUACCAACUUCGUCCGGACGCUACAGCAAAACGAAGUCUACGACAGGAGCCGCUUGGAGGAACUUUGGAAAGCGGAAAAGAACUUUCUACUGUCAGAGUAUCAGCAAUUUCUGCCCGUAUCAUGUCAUUCGGAUGUUGAGAAAAUGUGGCCACCCCUGGACUGAAAGGUAAGGUUGAAUUGUUUACUGUAGAUAAAUGUUUUUCUACUGAUAA